AUGGACUUGGUUGGAGGAGGAGGUAGGGGUCGAGGUAGGGGUAGAGGCAGAGGCAGAGGUAGAGGCAGAGGUAGAGGUAAGGGCAGGGCCCCUCCAGUCGAGAUGUAUGAGGAUGAGGUGGAGACACCAGAGUAUGAACUGCCUGUUCCACCAGUGAUUAAUAUGGUGGACGCUACUCGUCUGUCGAAAUUGACAAAGGAAAUUUAUAGUCUGGGAGCAGUUCCAUUUAAAGGUGGCACAGACUAUAUGUUGGCAGACCAGUGGAUCGAAAAUAUGAAAGGUUACUUCCAGAUGGUGAUUUGUGAUGAACGGGAGAAGAGGAAGAUAGCAUCGUUUAUGCUUCAGGAGGAUGCACGAUUGUGGUGGAGUGGCACUGAGAGGAUGAUAGACGUGACCACUCUAACCUGGGAUGGCUUCGUGGAACUCUUCAGGAAGAAAUACUUCCCAGUUACCGUGAGACAGCAGUUGGAGAGACAAUUCCAUUCACUAACUCAGGGGAAGUUGAGUGUGAGGGAUUAUGAGGCGGAGUUCAACAGGUUGUAUCAGUUUGUGAGACAGUUAGAUCCUGAGAGUUUGGCCAUGAAGUUUCAAUUAGGGCUGAACCCAUCGAUUCGGCGUGACGUAGCCAUUUUGGAACUAAAGGAACUAAGACUCGUUGUGGCUAAGGCAUUAACCAUCGAGCAGGAAAACCAGAUCCUCUUAGAAGAGCAGACAGUUGAGAGAGAUUUUCAGAGGAAGGGAAAAGCAGUAGCUGAGAACAGCCAUACAGCAGGCAAACGAGGUAACAUCUGGAAGAGACAAAGGACUAACCAGCAGCAGGCACCAACUAGGGCCAUGGUUGCUACACCUGCUAGGGUGAUGCCUAUUAGACAGGUGGCACCUCUGAAAUGUUUCAACUGCCAGGAGUUAGGGCACAUUUCGCGAAACUGCCCGAAACCAAAGAAUUUGGUGUGCUUUAAUUGUGGCCAGGCAGGACAUGUCUCCCGGGUUUGCACGCAGCAACAAGAUAGGGGCCAAAGAAACCAGCUGAGACAACAGCCUCAAGGUCAGGCUAGAGUCUUCGCCAUUGGUCAGAGAGGCACAGGGGUGGAAGGUACCUUAUCUAUCUAUAACUAUCUUGCUAGAGUACUGUUUGAUACGGGAGCCUCCCAUUCCUUUAUAUCUAGUUCCGUAGUAGAUGUAUUGGGUUUGAUUUCCAUGCCUCUUACUGGGUCAUUAUGUGUUACGUCACCCCUCGGUGUAUCUCUUGAGCUUGAUAUGUUUUGUAAUGAUUGCCCUAUUGAGAUAGGUGGUAGAGAGUUCUCUGCAUCGUUGAUUGUGAUACCAGAUCACACAUAUGAUGUGAUUUUGGGCAUGGAUUGGUUGAGCCCGAACCAUGCAGUAAUUGAUUGCUUUAGGAUGAUUGUGUCCUUCCAUGUUCCUGGGCAACCAGUGUUUCAUUACCGUUGUCUAAAGUCUGACAUCGCUAUGAGGGCAGGGAUUUUGGCUCAUAUUGAGUCAGGGAGUAGUAUUUCUAAGAUUUCAGGAAUUCUUGUAGUUUCAGAGUAUGCUGAUGUUUUUAAGGAGAUACCAGGGUUGCCUCCAAAAAGGGUAAUGGACUUCUCCAUUGACCUGAACAAGGUGACCAUCAAGAACAGGUACCCUUUACCUAGGAUUGAUGACUUGUUCGAUCAGCUUAGAGAGGCUACUGUGUUCUCAAAGAUUGAUUUGAGAUCUGGAUAUCACCAGUUAAGGGUGAAGGAUGAGGAUAUUCCAAAGACGGCGUUCAGGACCAGGUAUGGACAUUUUGAGUUCCUUGUCAUGCCUUUUGGUCUGACUAAUGCACCAGCAGCAUUCAUGGACUUGAUGAACCGCACGUUCAGUCCUUACUUGGAUCAAUUUGUUGUAGUGUUCGUGGACGACAUCUUGAUUUAUUCAAGGUCGCGAUUCAUUGAGGGGUUUUCUGGUAUUGCUUCGGCUUUGACCAAAUUGACAAGGAAGGACACUCAGUUUUUAUGGAUGGAUGAGUGUGAGAAGGCUUUCAACGAGCUGAAGACCAGGUUGACUACAGCACCAGUGUUGACUAUUCCUACUAGCGGUGGUGGUUUAGUUAUCUACAGUGAUGCAUCUCAUCAGGGUUUGGGGUGUGUGUUGAUGCAGAAUGGUUGUGUUGUUGCUUAUGGCUCUAGACAACUGAAGGUUCAUGAGCAGAAUUACCCCACUCAUGAUCUAGAGCUAGCUGCAGUGGUGUUUGCCUUGAAGAUUUGGAGACACUAUCUGUAUGGUGAGAAGUUCGAACUCUUUUCUGAUCAUAAGAGUCUGAAAUAUCUAUUCUCCCAAAAGGAGUUGAACAUGAGGCAGAGGAGAUGGAUGGAGCUCAUCAAAGACUAUGAUUUUACUUUGGAGUAUCAUCCUGGAAAGGCCAACGUAGUGGCAGAUGCUUUGAGUAGGAAGCCCCGAAUAAUCAUGGCAUCACUCAUGGUGCAGGAGUGGCUCAUGUUGGAAGCUGCAUCUGAGUUUGAUCUUAUGCCCGCAGAAGUUGGACAUGAAAUGUUUCUCGGAAGUAUCACCUUACAGUCCACCUUGAAUUCCAGGAUCAUUCAGGGUCAGACACUUGAUGAGUUUGCUCAGACGAGGAUUGCUGAGAUGAAUGUUGAUCCAAAUGUGGAGGGCCCUUCUGAGUGGGCUAUUAGGACAGAUGGAGGGUUGAGAUUUCGUGGAAGAUUGUAUGUCCCAAGUGUUGAUAACCUCAAGGAGGAGAUCAUGCGGGAAGCACAUAGAUCUAGAUACACUGUACAUCCAGGGGGUACCAAAAUGUAUAUGGAUCUACGAAGACAGUUUUGGUGGUAUGGAAUGAAGAGGGAUGUGGCAGAACAUGUGUCGAAGUGUCUUACAUGUCAGCAAGUGAAGGCUGAGCAUCAGAGGCCCGCGGGGAUGCUGAAACCCUUACCAAUUCCUGUUUGGAAAUGGGAAGAUAUCUCCAUGGACUUUGUGACUGGAUUGCCUAGGUCCAGACAAAGUUAUGACUCGAUUUGGGUGAUUGUUGACCGAUUGACAAAGUCAGCACACUUUCUUCCCGUGGCAAAGACUUACUCAAUCGAUGCAUUGUGUAAGUUGUAUCUGAAUGAGAUAGUAAAGCUUCAUGGUGUGCCCGUAACAAUUGUUUCGGAUCGGGAUGCUCGUUUCACUUCUGAAUUCUGGCGUAGGUUCCAUAAGACAGUUGGCACAUCUUUAGCUAUGAGCACUGCAUUUCAUCCACAGACAGAUGGGCAAACCGAGAGAGUGAAUCAGGUGAUGGAGGACAUGCUUAGAGCUUGUGUACUGGACUUCAAGGGAAGUUGGGCGGAUCAUCUGCCAUUGGUAGAGUUUGCCUACAACAACAGCUAUCACUCCAGUAUCGGUAUGGCACCAUAUGAGGCUCUUUAUGGUAGGCCAUGUAGGACUCCUAUCUGUUGGGCUGAAGCAGGGGAUAAAGGGCUCUUCGGUCCUGAGAUUGUACAGGAGACUACAGAGAAGGUCACUGUUAUUCGGGACAGGAUCCGAACAGCACAGAGUAGGCAGAAGAGUUAUGCUGAUUUGAAGAGAAGACCAGUUGAGUUCGAAGUAGGUGGCCACGUUUUCUUGAAAGUCUCACCUAUGAAAGGUGUGAUGAGAUUUGGAAAGAAGGGGAAGCUAGCACCAAGAUACGUGGGACCUUUUGAGAUUCUGGAAAGGGUCGGUGAAUUAGCAUAUCGUCUUGCCUUACCUGUUAGCAUGUCUGGUGUACACAAUGUCUUUCAUGUGUCUAUGCUCAGGAAGUACGUCCGAGAUGAGUCCCACGUAAUUGAUCAUGGUACGAUUGAGGUAAACACGGAUGUAACCUUUGUGGUUGAACCUGUUCGUAUCUUAGAUAGGUCUACGAAGAAGCUUCGUAGGAAGGAGGUUAAUCUUGUGAAGGUGCUGUGGAGUCAUCAUGACGAGGGUGAUGCAUCAUGGGAGUUAGAGUCUGACAUGAGAGUGAAGUAUCCACAG
Messenger RNA from Rosa rugosa (rugosa rose), 3990 nucleotides. RefSeq lists its product as uncharacterized. NCBI's taxonomy places the organism in Eukaryota, Viridiplantae, Streptophyta, Magnoliopsida, Rosales, Rosaceae. Gene Ontology annotation, biological process: proteolysis; DNA integration. The transcript is spliced from 3 exons. The record is from RefSeq and is a predicted model, not a curated record. Gene Ontology annotation, molecular function: zinc ion binding; nucleic acid binding; aspartic-type endopeptidase activity. The annotation marks the transcript as partial.